AUAAUUUGCCUGCUUGUGAGCAAUGAAGGAAAUUUCUGCCAAUUCUGAAUCUGCUGAACAAGACAACCCAAAACCGUCAACACAUCACACAGGUCCAAAGAGCUGUAAGGGGAAUCGUUAUUUAGAUGUCAUUGUGUUUUGGAGUCUGCUGGGUGUUUUACUUCUAACUAGAUUUGUCACUCAUGGUGUCCACUACUUCAUUAUGAUUGAGGAAAGAGACAGCCUGAAUGCAAAUCUCUCCACUGUGAGUAAAAAACUUGCCGUCAUGACUGAGGAAAGAGACCUGCUGCGUGCCAACCUCUCUGAAAAUCUCAAAGAGCUUGAAGGGCUUCUGAGUUUGUACAAACAGAAAAAAACAUGUCCUGCAGGAUGGAGCAAGUUCAACCAUAGCUGCUAUCUCCUCUCUGAAAGAUCUGGUUCCUGGGAUGCAGCCAGAAGGGACUGCAGAGACAGAGGAGCAGAUCUGGUGGUUAUUAACAGCCCUGAAGAACAGACCUUUCUCUCUACGAUCACCACAGAAAAUGCUUGGAUUGGUUUAAAUGACAAAGAACAGGAGGGAACAUGGAAAUGGGUAGAUGGAACUCCACUGACUCUGAUGUACUGGGCAACAACACAACCUGAUAAUGGUGGAAAACAGGACUGUGCUUAUGUCAGAAAGGAUGAGAGAAGGUCUUGGGAUGAUGAUGGAGAUUCAACCAUAGCUGCUAUCUCCUCUCUGAAAGCUCUGGUUCCUGGGAUGCAGCCAGAAGGGACUGCAGAGACAGAGGAGCAGAUCUGGUGGUUAUUAACAGCCCUGAAGAACAGCCUGAUAGCAAAGCGGGAGGUCAAGGAUUACUAG
Messenger RNA from Pelmatolapia mariae (spotted tilapia), 838 nucleotides. Its product is annotated as C-type lectin domain family 17, member A-like. The transcript is spliced from 8 exons. Gene Ontology annotation, molecular function: signaling receptor activity. The record is from RefSeq and is a predicted model, not a curated record. The coding region runs from base 23 to 838 and encodes 271 amino acids. NCBI's taxonomy places the organism in Eukaryota, Metazoa, Chordata, Actinopteri, Cichliformes, Cichlidae.